Messenger RNA from Zalophus californianus (California sea lion), 673 nucleotides. RefSeq names its product 40S ribosomal protein S17-like. Gene Ontology annotation, cellular component: ribosome. The transcript is spliced from 2 exons. The coding region runs from base 222 to 653 and encodes 143 amino acids. Gene Ontology annotation, molecular function: structural constituent of ribosome. Lineage: Eukaryota; Metazoa; Chordata; Mammalia; Carnivora; Otariidae. Gene Ontology annotation, biological process: translation. The record is from RefSeq and is a predicted model, not a curated record.
GAAUUUUCAAUAAUUAUGAGUGCGGUAUCAUGGCAGAUUGGAAUCCCAUGGAGAUAGAAACACAGAGCUUAUCCACCGCACCUUCCAAUACUCUUCUACAGGAUUUCUGCUGAAUAAACAGCUGCAUGGAAACUUUGGAGCUAGGCUGGAGAACAAGAGAUUUCAUGAGGUAGAGUUAUAGCCACCUGAGUUAUUUGAGCUGAUCUCUAAAAACAAGUCACAUGGAGCGCUUUUACCAGGGACGCACCAACCUUGGCUAUGUUUGUACCAAAACCGUGAGGAAGGUGGCACAGGUCAUCACUGAGAAGUACUACACUCACCUGAGCAAAGACUUCCAUACCAACAGCCCUGUGUGUGGGGAGAUUGCCAUUAUUCCCAGCAAGAAGCUCUGCAGCAAGAUAGGCUACGUCACACAUCUGAUGGGGUGGGAUCAGAGAGGUCUGGUGGGAGGUAUCUGCAUCAAACUGCAGGAGGACAGAGAGAGAAGAGAUAAUUAUGUUCCUGAGGUCUCAGCCCUGGAUCAGGAGAUCACUGAAGUGGAUUCUGACACUAAGGAACUGUUGAAACUCUUAGAAUUUGGCAGUCUGUUCAACCUGCAGGUCACUCAGACUACAAUUGGGUUGAAUUUCAAAACACCACAUGGAGUUGUUUGAAUCAUUCUGCUGUGCUGUAA